Molecule: messenger RNA, 4524 nt
Organism: Aureobasidium pullulans EXF-150
Lineage: Eukaryota; Fungi; Ascomycota; Dothideomycetes; Dothideales; Saccotheciaceae
Product: P-loop containing nucleoside triphosphate hydrolase protein
Exons: 14
Coding region: 167-4429 (1420 amino acids)
Biological process (GO): transmembrane transport
Cellular component (GO): membrane
Molecular function (GO): ABC-type transporter activity; ATP hydrolysis activity; ATP binding
Source: RefSeq, a predicted model, not a curated record
GUAGGAGCAAGCUUUACGGAGUCUACCCGAAGGACUGGGUGGCUACUAGGCUGCCAAUUCUGAGACUUGUCCAUGCUUCGGCCAUGUCGCUGUAUUUCAAGCAAGCGCCAGCCGCGGUGAACAAACCUUUACGUGACUUCCACUUACAGUCAGCCGAGACUUGUCCAUGGACGUCUUUGCAUACAAGGAUGGUCGGCGUCAAUCUGAUUUCUCGAUUCAAUUCGAGAACAUAUUUUUCGUCAUCGUACCCUCUUGUCUGUUCCUCCUUUUUGGUCCAUGGCGAAUCUUCUGGCUCGCAAGGCAAAGACCAUCGGCUACAUCAGAAACCUUGCUUCGCUGGAAAUCUGUCAUAAACGUUGCAUAUUGUGCGAUUGGGCUCAGUUUGCUUGUAAUUUAUCUGAAGCAGGACAAAAAUGGUAUCUCAAUCACCGCCAACACAUUACUCGUCCUGGAUGCAGUCGCAAUAUGUAUACUCUCAUGGUACGAACACUGGAGAUCGUCAAAGCCGUCCUCAAUUCUUGGAGUUUAUCUCUUGUUCACUGCCAUGACCGACAUCGUUCGAAUACGGACUCUCUGGCUUCUCGAUGACACUGCUCUGGGUAGCUUACUCACAGCGUCUCUAGCGAUCAAACUGGUGAUGAUAGUCCUCGAAGAAACAGCCAAGACAUCAACGCACCGCGAGAAGUCUCAUCAAGUAAUGGAUCAGGUAUCUGGCAUCUAUGGCAAAUCUCUUUUCUGGUGGGUGAAUGGUGUUUUGAGAAAAGGAUACCACAAAACCUUUGUGCUGCCGGAUCUGUCUUCGCUGGACAGAACAAUGAUGGCGGAAGAUCUUGUUGCACGAUUCCAAGUGUACUGGACCACGUUCGGGAAUAGACCAGGAAGACUCAUUCUCGUCUCACUGGGCCUCAUCAAGUGGCAUCUGCCAUCUACGAUUGCCGCACGCGUACUGGUUGUAGGAUUUAACAUUUGCCAACCUCUUUUGAUGGAGGCUCUUCUCAACUUCUUGCAAAACGAGAACGAGGGAACGAACGUUGGAUAUGGUCUUCUUGUCGCUUUUGCUCUUGUGUACCUCGGAAUGGCGGUGUUCAACGGCAUCUAUUAUCGCAAGGUCUACCAAAGCGCCGCCACUAUCCGUGGCGGUCUCAUCGCCAAUAUCUACAGGUCAACUUUGUAUAGGCGUGCUACUAUAGAAGAUGACUCGAAAGCUCUCACAUUGAUCAGCGCUGACGUCGAUAGAGUGUCCAAUAGUAUGAGGUUCAUGCACGAGUUCUGGGCAGAGCCGCUGCAAGUAGCAAUCGCAACCUGGCUUUUGCAGAGACGGGUGGGAGUAUCAUUUGUCGUACCUAUCAUUAUCACUCUACUAACAACAUUGGGGGUCUCGUUCGCCUCACGGUGGACCCGAGUAUACCAAGAGAAGUGGAUGUCUGCUAUUCAGAGUCGAGUCGGAGCUUCGUCUGCAGUGCUCUCUUCCAUGGAAGCCUUGAAGAUGACAGGAUUUACCCAAAGCUCAUCUAUCAUCAUCAAACAACUCCGUGAGACUGAGGUCAAAGCGGGAAAAUCCUUUCGUUGGCUUGAAGCUCUGACGGCGACUUCAGCCUAUCUUCCUGCUUUGCUUUCUCCACCAAUCACAUUUGCUAUCUUUGUUGCAGUCUCGUCGGCUGAAUAUGAUGUCUCGAGGAUACUGACAUCACUAUCGCUUCUGCAGCUCAUUACGCAGCCUCUGUCUUCCUUGUUCCAGGUAGUCGUGCCUUUUGUGGGUGCUUUUGCUUGCCUAACACGGAUUGGAUCAUACCUGGAAGCCGGUGACCCCGAGUCUGAAGGUUUGUCUUCAGAAGGCGCCAGCGUGCGGCAUGACACGGUCAUGCAUAACGAUGUUGACAACGGAGUGGAGCUGACUGAACCGUGGACGAGGCUUUUGCCUGUGCGUGGACAGCGAAGUGCAAAGCCAUCCAUCAUCAUUAAAGAUGCGGACAUUGGCUGGAACACCUCUACAGCCGUUCUCCACAACCUGAACGCGACUUUCUCAACCAGCUCUUUCAACUUCAUACUCGGACCAGUAGCAAGUGGCAAGUCUACUCUGAUCAGAGCUAUCUUGGGAGAAGCCAAGGUUAUACGUGGAUCAGUCGUUUCACCCUGGUCAGCGUUUGGAUAUUGUGAUCAGAAGCCUUGGCUUCAGAGUGCUACGAUCAGGAAAAACAUCAUCGGAUACUCAACUUACGAUCCAAACUGGUAUGCAACUGUCUUGCAUGUCACAUGUUUAGACGAGGACAUUAGAGUGAUGUCAAAGGGGGAUCAAACUCCGGUCGGAGAUAGUGGCACAGCCCUCAGCGGUGGGCAGAAGAAACGAGUGGCCCUCGCCCGAGCGAUCUAUUCGAGAUGCAAGGCACUCAUCUUAGACGAUCCUUUCGCCGGCCUCGACUCGGAAACACAAAGGAUAGUUUCUCAGCGCGUUUUCGGCCGUGAAGGGAUUCUUGCUAGAAACACGGACAUAGUCAUCACAACGACUACCUCAUUGACGCCUAUCUCACAAUACGACCAUGUGGUACUGCUUGGUCAAGAUGGCCAAGUGCAAGGUCAUGGAUGUCUACAGGAUCUACAGCCAUUGCUUCCAAAUGCUCUUGUCCUUGAAGGUAUAAACAUCAAGCCCGACUCUGCAUUGCAACAGGAAGAAGCACCGACGGUGCAUGUUCCAGAGACCGUCAAGUUGAACCGUGGUAAUGCUACAGAUGCAGCUGUCUUCCUGUAUUACUUCCGUUCGAUCGGAGUGCUUUCUUUGGUGGCGUUUCUGAUGCUUACAACGUCGUUCGCCUUCUUUUCUGUGUUCCCGACAAUAUGGUUGCAAUGGUGGGCCGAGGCCGGUAACAACGCUAGCCUGUAUCUUGGAGUGUAUGCAGGAUUGCAAGUUUCGGCGGUGUUUUGUAUACUCGCACUUUGCAGCUUGACAUUGGUCCAUAUGGUAGCAAAAUCUGGUCUACAUCUCCACAAGACCAUCCUGGCGACAGCAAUGAAUGCAUGUUGGCCCUCCUUUGUUACCACAGGCUCUGCGGAUAUACUCAACAGGCUCACCCAUGACCUUGGAAUCAUCGAUUCCGAGUUACCUGAACUACUGCUGGAUCUAGUCUGUGUUGCGUUCACUCUCGUUGGCCAGGCGAUACUCAUUGCUAGAUCCAACUGGUAUAUUGCCGCAGCUUAUGUGCCACUGAUCGGUCUUCUCUGGGCCAUACAGAAGAUCUAUCUGCGCACCUCAAAACAAUUGCGACACCUCGAGCUCGAAGCGAAAGCACCUUUGUACCGCCAAUUCACCGAGACUCUGGCUGGUCUUUCGACGAUCCGAGCAUUCGGCUGGGAAGAGAAGAGUAUCGCUACUAACAACGAUCUUAUCGACCAAGCGCAAAGGCCAUACUAUCUUCUUCUCAUGGUGCAGAGAUGGUUGAGUUUGGUCCUGGAUCUCAUCACCGCAGGCAUUACGAUUUUAGUCGUCGGACUAGCCAUUGCACUCAGAGACAGUGAUUCGACUGGCUCAGUCGGUGUUGCACUUCUGAACAUCAUGUCUUUUGCGACAUAUACCCGUCUAGUGGUUGUUCUCUGGUCAAGCACCGAAACAGCACUAGGCGCCGUCUCCAGAAUCAUGACAUUUGAGGAAUCUAUACACCUCGAGACAACCCCAGACAUUCUUUCGCCAACUACGCCAACUGCUCUCGGAGCCGGUCCGAUCAUCUUCACCACUGUCUCUGCAUCUUACUCUUGCCCCUCUAACCCUCCCGCACCUUCGACCCUCAGCAAUAUCUCCCUAACCAUUCCUCCCGGAGCUAAACUCGGCAUCUGCGGUCGCAGCGGUAGUGGAAAAUCCUCCCUCGUCAAAACACUCCUCCGUAUGCUCGACAUUUCCACCGGCAACAUUUUUAUCUCCGGCACCUCCAUCACUUCUAUUUCCCCCAACCUUCUACGUCAAUCCAUCACCACCGUCACCCAAGACCCUUGGUUCCUUCCUGGAAGUGUCGGCUUUAAUUUAGACACCACUGCCACUAUUCCACAUGAGGAAAUGAUAGAAGCACUGCAGAAGGUGGGAUUGUGGCAUAUCUUCGCACCACAAGGUUUAGAAGUGACGAUGAAUGAAAAGGUGCUUUCGCAGGGGCAGAAACAAUUGUUUUGUUUGGCCAGAGCGUGUGUUCGACCGAAGAAGAUUGUCAUCUUGGAUGAAUUCACCAGCGCCGUUGAUACAGAAACCGAAAAUCUAAUGCUCGAUGUCGCCAAUCAGGCUUUCAAGGAAAGCACUGUUAUAGCCGUAGCACAUCAUUUAGAUACGAUUAAAGACUACGACAUCAUCGUUGUAAUGGACAAAGGCGAAAUCGUCGAGACUGGGCAGCCGGGUGAGUUGUUGGAGAGGCAAAACUCGAGGUUUAGAGACAUGGUUGAGGGAGGGCGGUGAAUAUGGGGAGUAAUGUUGUUGAUCUCUUAUGUUUUUCCGUCCCGCUCGAUUCUUUGUUUUGCUAUGUGGUUUUCUAGUUACUGUUCAAUUGCCGU